Hevea brasiliensis (rubber tree) is the source of this 1002-nucleotide messenger RNA. RefSeq lists its product as uncharacterized. The transcript has 5 exons. The coding region runs from base 1 to 1002 and encodes 333 amino acids. NCBI's taxonomy places the organism in Eukaryota, Viridiplantae, Streptophyta, Magnoliopsida, Malpighiales, Euphorbiaceae. The record is from RefSeq and is a predicted model, not a curated record.
AUGGAUUGUCCCAAAUUAAAGAAGCCUUUUAAGAAGUUCAAGAAGAAGGCACUCAAAGCAACAUGGGAUGAAUCAAGUGACUCCGAAGAUGAGGAAAUUAGUGAUCAAAUUGCCCAAAUGUGCUUCAUGGCAAUGGAGGAAAGCUCUAAUGAGAUAAUUUUAAAUGAUGAUAUUAUUGAAUUUUCUUAUGAUGAACUUGUCAAUGCACUUAAAGUCAUGAAUGAUGAACUUGAGUUAAGUCAUAAGGAAAACAAACUUUUGAAAAAGGAACUAGUUAGUUUGAGGAAGGAGAAUGAGACCUCAACUAAAAAUGAUAAACCUUUAGGAAAGGACAAACUUGAUGCAAUUUUGGAUUCUCAAAGGUCUCUAAGCAUCAAGCAUGGACUUCGCUAUAGCAAAUUUGCUCAUGCACCUCCUUCCAAGACCAUCUUUGUGUGCUUAAAAUCCUUAAGGCUUGAAAGUAAGUGGUAUUUGGAUUGUGGGUGUUCAAGACACAUGAUUGGAAAUGCGGACCUUUUCCUUUCACUUGAAAAGAAAGAUGGAGGUAGGCAAGUGACCUUUGGUGAUAAUGGUAAAGAUGUCAAGUGUUUUGUUUCUAUUAGUGAUGACUCUCAAACUUGGUACAGAAGGCUUGCACAUGCUAACAUGGACCUUCUUGCAAACUUGAACAAUGAUGAGUUAGUUGAUAGGCUUCCAAAGAUCAAGUUUCAAAAGGACAAGGAUAAUUUAGAUAAAUUUAGCUCCAAAAGAGAUGAAGGUGUCUUCUUGGGUUACUCUAUAUCUAGUAAAGCAUAUAGAGUCUUCAAUAAGAGAACCUUAGCUAUUGAGGAGUCAAUGCAUGCUAUAUUUGAUGAAGCUAACCCCUUUGAUCCUAGAAAGGAUAUUCCUUGUGAUGAUGAUGUUGUAGGUAAUUUUGAUGAGUUGACCCUUGGAGAUCCUCAAUCUAGUGGAAAUCAAGAUGAACUCAAGGAAGAUCCCUUGAAAGAUUUGGGAAAUGAUUAA